UAUGCGCCGAGGAUGAGCCUGCGCCAAUGCUCCAAUGCUGUUGUGAAACGCAUUUGAACUCGCGAGUCGCGACUGGGAUGCAUGUAAACACAAACAGAAGUCGCAAUCUUUUCUGAGAAUUCUCAGGAUUCCUGUCCUUCUGGACCAAUUUAGAGGUUGUCAUGUGUCGUUUAAAGCGAAUAUGACUGUUUUCAAGAUAAAGUAACCACCUCAGUUUUACGUAAACGAUGGACAAGUUGGACAUGUGGAAAUCUUACAUCGUAAGAUUCUUUCGACGGAAACUAGUUCUGGGCGUGAUUUUCGGGCUGUCCCUAACCUACUGCAUUUUUAGCUUUGUAAGCCAGGGCAGCAGUCUGGUAGAGGACUACGAUGCUGUGGUCAAAACUAGAAGCCAGCCCUUCGUCUGGCACUCUUCAGGGGGGGAAGAGGUGAACUCGACGAGCUUAAAAGUUACUACCUGCAGGAACUCCGUUCAAGGAAAAGUCUUGAUAGUAGAUGAUCGAGGAUAUAUCUGCCUUAGAGAAAACGUUUUACUCUCUGGUUGCUGUGAUACAAAUCUUGAAACAACAAAACGAUAUUCGUGUGAAACGUGCAAAGAAAACCACUGCUGCAGCAUAUAUGAGCAUUGCAUUUCGUGCUGCUUACACCCAGAUAAAAAAAAUGUUCUUCAGUUGGUGUUGGGCAAAGCGUCUGAGACUAUGAAUGUGCUUUUCGCUUCAGUGACGGACCACUUUGAGUUGUGUCUGGCCAAGUGCAGGACCAGUUCGCAGAGUGUGCAACACGAGAACUCUUAUCGAGACCCUCGGGCCAAGCACUGCUACGGAGACAUGCCUCCGGCAGCAGAGCCGCCCGGUGCUAACGCUUCGUGAAGUCAUCAUCUUUUUAAAAUUUUGUAGAAAUAACAUUACUCCUCAUUUCAAGUCAAUAAAAUGAAUUCAUGGAAAA
This is a messenger RNA of Cloeon dipterum, 945 nucleotides long. Its product is annotated as SREBP regulating gene protein. The transcript is spliced from 5 exons. The coding region runs from base 228 to 869 and encodes 213 amino acids. Gene Ontology annotation, biological process: positive regulation of SREBP signaling pathway. The record is from RefSeq and is a predicted model, not a curated record. NCBI's taxonomy places the organism in Eukaryota, Metazoa, Arthropoda, Insecta, Ephemeroptera, Baetidae.